AAGUUUACGUAGAAAGACGCCGGGAAGACGCCGAGGAAGACGUAGGCUCUCAGGUCACGUGACGCGGCGGGAGUGUCGUUAGCUCCUCCCUCCCCAAGAUGGCGUCUUUGCUGCAGUCGGAGAGAGUUCUCUACCUGGUUCAGGGAGAAAAAAAGGUUCGGGCCCCGCUCUCCCAGCUCUACUUCUGUCGCUAUUGUAGCGAGCUGCGGUCGCUGGAAUGUGUGUCUCACGAGGUGGACUCUCAUUAUUGUCCCAGUUGCUUAGAAAAUAUGCCAUCGGCUGAAGCCAAACUUAAAAAAAAUAGAUGUGCCAACUGCUUUGACUGUCCCGGCUGUAUGCACACCCUCUCCACUCGGGCAACAAGUAUCUCCACACAGCUUCCAGAUGACCCAGCCAAGACCACCAUGAAGAAAGCCUAUUACCUGGCCUGUGGAUUUUGUCGCUGGACAUCUAGAGAUGUGGGCAUGGCAGACAAAUCUGUUGCUAGUGGUGGUUGGCAGGAACCUGAAAAUCCUCACAACCAACGGAUGAACAAGUUGAUUGAAUAUUACCAGCAGCUUGCUCAGAAAGAGAAAGUUGAGCGAGAUCGCAAGAAACUGGCACGGCGUAGAAACUAUAUGCCUCUGGCUUUUUCGGACAAAUAUGGUCUUGGAACCAGGCUUCAGCGACCACGAGCUGGUACAUCUAUCAGUACCCUUGCCGGACUUUCCCUUAAAGAAGGUGAAGACCAGAAAGAGAUAAAGAUUGAGCCAGCUCAGGCUGUAGAUGAAGUAGAACCUCUACCUGAAGACUAUUAUACAAGACCAGUAAACCUAACAGAGGGUAAUUUCAUAUUAUUUUUAUAUAUUUUUUGUUCUGCUAAAUGUGAACAUAAUUUGAGCAAACCGGAAUUUAAUCCAACAUCUAUCAAAUUCAAAAUCCAGCUGGUUGCUGUCAAUUAUAUUCCAGAAGUGAGAAUCAUGUCAAUUCCCAACCUUCGCUACAUGAAGGAGAGCCAGGUCCUCCUGACUCUUACGAAUCCAGUGGAGAACCUCACCCAUGUGACUCUGUUGGAGUGUGAGGAAGGAGACCCUGAUAAUGUCAACAGCACUGCUAAGGUGGUGGUACCUCCCAAAGAGCUGGUUUUAGCUGGUAAGGAUGCAGCUGCAGAGUAUGAUGAGUUGGCAGAACCCCAAGACUUUCAGGAUGAUCCCGACAUUAUAGCCUUCAGAAAGGCCAACAAAGUGGGUAUUUUCAUCAAAGUUACCCCACAACAUGAGGAAGGCGAAGUGACCGUGUGCUUUAAGAUGAAGCAUGAUUUUAAAAACCUGGCAGCUCCCAUCCGCCCCAUUGAAGAAAGUGACCAGGGCACAGAAGUCAUCUGGCUCACCCAGCAUGUGGAACUCAGCCUGGGCCCACUUCUCCCUUGAAAGGUUUCACUGCCAGGCAGAUCCCAAAGGACAGUGUUACCAUAAACCUGUGUGAAAAUGUGGAAGCCACUUAGGCCUUGUUUAUAACAAUGUACCCAUGCACUACUGAAUCCUGUUCCUAGGAAAGUGGGAGGAGAGGCCAGACAUUAGGAACACAGGGUAAUUGCUGUGCUCCUCUUGUUGUCACCUCUGGUGACACUGGUAAGUCUGUGUCUCCCUCACUGAGCCCUGCACGUUGAAUAACAACAGUAUAGUUCCAUCCCAGGAAAGGGAAUGGCUGUUCCUUGGAGUGGCAUUAGAUUCAUCACCUGAGAAACUGACAAUACUACUCUUAAUCUGAUCUCUCAAAGGAUCACAGUCUCACAGAAGAAACUUAAAAAUAACCCAAAGGUGGAUCUGCUAUUAAUGAUCCAGCAUUGGUCUCAAUGUACCAACUGCUCUCUGCUAUUAAGUAUAAUCUAAGCAAUCUAAAACAUAUCCCUUCACUUGCCUCAUGACUUCCAUUUCGCCAUGUAUUUCCAUUUGACAGAAGUGUAGGAUUGUCAUAGUGUCUUUAGCUGUGUGAUUGGAAAAACCUGUGAAAUUCUUAAGGCGCUUUCAUUUGCUCUCUUCUGAGUGAAUAUGUAUAGGACAUUUAUUAGUUGCUCUUAAAUUCUUUCCCACUAGACUAUGGAACUUUUUCAUUUAAGAAGAAUUUGAGAAGCAGGCAAUUACAUGUCAUGCAAGGGGGUAGCAAAUUCCAUUCAUUUAACUAUUGCCACAAUAUCCAGGGAUUAUGCUGCCACGGGGGCAAUCUUUGUCUUACUUUCUACCCCUUCUCCUCUUCUCUGCCUCUUUAACUCAGUAAGUUGUCCUGAGUAUUUGGGACCUGGGAAGAGCCCAGAGAAAACCUAAGUGAAUGUAUUCGCUUCUGGAAUGCAGAAAAGAUUUUAAAAUGCUAGAUUUUUUUUUUAAUUUUUUUUUCUAAUGCUAGAUUUUUAGCAUGCUCUGAACUAACGUUCUUUCCACUGAUUUGAAGGGGAAGUUAACUGUUACAAUCUCUCGAAUCCGAAACUGGAUAUUAAAAGAACUUUUCCCCUGUCAUAUGGUGAGUCAGAUAAGACCAUUUUGAUUGUAAACCAUAGAAUAGGUCAGCAAGUAGCCCAGAAUGCUGGCCUACCAGCAGACAUGCUGUUUUCACAUGGUGUCUAGGAGUUGGGUUGCUAAUCACAAUUUCUGGGAUGUUUUCUAAAGUGACAAUUGACAAAGUAGACCACCAGCUAUACCAUGUUUCUGUAAAAAGUAUUGUUAGUGGCCAAGGGACUUUUGAAAAUAGAAAUUUCCUGUUUAUCCUGGUUUUGCUUUAAGUCUUUAUUCUACAAAAAAGAAAAAAUAAGGUAUUUUGUAAUCUAGAAUACAGACAGGACAUAGUCCUUGUCAGCUCCCUUGAAAGAUAAAAAUAUUUAGGAAGCUUUUGAAAAACACUAAAGUGUAUUGUAAAGGUCAAGCCAAUUUUAUGAAACAAUAUUCCCACAGAGUAAUAUAUAUGCUGCAGUGUAAGAAAAAAAAACACUCAUCAAACUAUGGUAAUUAACAAGGUUUAGCCUCUUAGGAGCUGGGGCAGGGGCUGAUUACAAGUUUGCACAUAAUAGAAAUAGUUUUUUAAGUUUCUGUGAUCCACCCCCCCGCCCAGAGUGUCAAAUUUUAUUUCACUACCUGCUAGAUAGAGCCUACUGUGAACCUGCUGUUCCAUAUUUUCCAGUGGAGGAAAUGAGCGUCAAAGUAGAGAAUAGCUUCGUAUGUUUACACGUGAGCGUAGGCUACACACAGUUGUAUGUCAUGCAUUUAUGGCAUGUAGCUGAUAUUUGUUCCCAAAAGUAAUAAUGUUGAAGUAAUGGGUCUUAUUGCUCUCACAUGACACAGAAACACAAAAACACUUUUGAUCAUAGAAAUUUUUUUUUCUUCAGAAGCCAAAUUAACUUGCAGAGUAACAGAGCUAUUAAACCAUUAAACAUUGGUUUAAUGUUUCCUCAAACAAGGUUUUAGUGCAAGCUGGGAGUCUGUGUAUUCAUAGAAAUGGUUCAACACCUGCAGCUGGUGAAUUGGGGACUAUAUUUGUUGCCUUUUUUAUAUUAAAUCAGGUGCAAGAAUUUUAAUGCUAGUCAGUGUGCACCACCGUAGAGAGUUAGAUGCUGUUAGCACUAGAAACUACAAUUUUGGAAACUUAAGGCUUAAGUUAAUUUGGAUUUGUGAUUUGAUUCACCCACUAAUGUUUUCUUUUUGUUUAAAGUGCUUAUAGGCAUAAUGAGCUAAAUGUCAAGUGUUAUUUGUGAAGAAAUAUCCUUUUUGGUCCAUUUUGGGAAUGGAAGGCACUCCUUGAUCUUUAUGAAUGACAGGUUACUGUUUUGCCUUAUUGCUUAACUUAAUGUAGUGAAAUAAAGCAGACAAAGCUUG
Molecule: messenger RNA, 3842 nt
Organism: Otolemur garnettii (small-eared galago)
Lineage: Eukaryota; Metazoa; Chordata; Mammalia; Primates; Galagidae
Gene: DCTN4
Product: dynactin subunit 4
Exons: 12
Coding region: 99-1409 (436 amino acids)
Cellular component (GO): dynactin complex
Source: RefSeq, a predicted model, not a curated record